Messenger RNA from Pyrus x bretschneideri (Chinese white pear), 2245 nucleotides. RefSeq names its product transcription factor CSA. Lineage: Eukaryota; Viridiplantae; Streptophyta; Magnoliopsida; Rosales; Rosaceae. Gene Ontology annotation, molecular function: DNA-binding transcription factor activity, RNA polymerase II-specific; RNA polymerase II cis-regulatory region sequence-specific DNA binding. The transcript is spliced from 3 exons. The record is from RefSeq and is a predicted model, not a curated record. Gene Ontology annotation, biological process: regulation of DNA-templated transcription. The coding region runs from base 651 to 1874 and encodes 407 amino acids. Gene Ontology annotation, cellular component: nucleus.
GGUUUUUAGUGAGAGAGAGAAAGAGUUGAGAGAGAGAGAGAGAGAGAGAGGCUGGAUCCCCACCACCACCACCCACACGAGCGGUUCUCGAAGUGCAUGCACAACAGCACAGACUUUCCUGCUUUCCAAACAAUCCCACCACCCCAUUUUUUCUAUAUUAGAAAGAGAGAGAGAGAGAGAGAGAGAGAGAGAGAGAGAGAGUGUGAUGAUGAUAUCAGUUUAAAAAUAAGCACCCUGGCUCUUUGAGAGGAGGAGAGAAUCAAAUUUCAACCGUGCGGUUUUUUUGUUUAUUUCUUUCUCCCAAACCAAACCCAUUUCUCUGUUUCCUGUUCCCUUUCUUGUUUAAUAUAUUUUCUCUGGUUUCUGCUUUUUCUCUUGCAUUUUCUCUCACUUUCUUCCCUGCCAAACAGACCUUUGUUUGAGUGAUCUAACAGAUAGAGUGAUCUCACAGAUAGAGUGGUCUAACAGAAAAAACCCGAGUCUUGGUUUCUGUUGUUCUACCCUGUGGCAUUGCACUUUUUCUGUUUGAUAAAGAAACCACCCCAAGUUUUCUGCUUUUUUUCUUCCAUUUUCUUCGAAAAUUCUGCAUCUUGGGUUUUUACCCUUCUGAUUUCUGUUUGGUGGGUUAAUUUUCCAAGUGAGAGUUACUAAUGGGUUUUCAACAUCUGAGGAGUGAUUGUGAUGGUUUAACCAGAUACAAAGAUUUGAACUUUUUGCCACCACCUCCUGUUUCUAAUCAACUUUCUCUCUCAAACACCUUUGGUGGUUCUUCUACUUCUGCAAUGGGGCUUGGGCCUUUCAGUCCCUCAUCAUCCCAGCAAACCAACAAACCAUGGAGUUUUCAAGCUUUGGAAAAUGGGGGACCAAAAAAUAUAAGCGAUCAUGGUGUGCUUUUUGGGGUUGAUCUGAAACGGCCCGUGCCUUUGAAUUUGAAUCUUGUUGGAGAGGAAGAUGAUGAUGAAGAUAGGAGCCCUGCUGGUGGGAGAACUAGUGCUAAGAGUUGUGCCAGAGGCCAUUGGAGACCAGCUGAAGACUCAAAGCUCAAAGAACUUGUGGGACAAUAUGGUCCUCAAAACUGGAACAUAAUAGCUGAGAAACUUGAUGGUAGAUCAGGGAAGAGUUGCAGAUUGAGGUGGUUCAACCAGCUAGAUCCAAGGAUCAACAAAAGGGCAUUCAGUGAGGAGGAAGAAGAGAGGCUGUUGGUUGCCCACAGACUCUAUGGCAACAAAUGGGCAAUGAUUGCAAGGCUCUUCCCUGGAAGGACUGACAAUGCUGUGAAGAACCAUUGGCACGUGAUCAUGGCCAGAAGACACCGAGAGCAAUCCAAUGUUUUCAAGAGGAGAAAGCCCUCUUCUCCUCCACCUCCAUCUCCUCCUGCACCUCCUCCUCCUCAUAUGGUUGCUAAUUUCCCAAAAAAUCCUUCCACCAGUACUGAAUCAACCAUCUCUAUAAGCACCAUCAAUGAUGACAGCACUCAGUCUGCCUCAACAUGCACUGAUCUCUCCCUCACUCCCUCAAACAAACCACCUCCCACCUUUUUCACCAAGUUCCAUCAUUUUCAUCACCACCAUAACUUUGGAUCACAUAUAGGCACAUCAUCAAGUGAUGGGGGAUUUAAAAAGAUGAUUGGUAGCAAUGGGAAUGGUUUCUGCAGGAGCACUGGGCCAGCGAGAGGAGUGGGAGCAGCAGCUGCAGCUAUGAAGGGUGUGGAUACUUCUGGCCAUCAAUCAGAUUCAAAUUCAGAUAUUUCUGGGGAUGACUCAGUCACCACCACCAGGACCAAUCUGUCCUUAUCUGGGGAAAAUCAAAAUCUGCAUCAUGAGAAGAUCACCACCCUCCAUUUCAUUGAUUUCCUUGGAGUAGGCACUCCUUAAAAAAAGAUGUGGGUUUUUAGCCAGCGGAAGUGGAUUUUCCAGUAUGCUUCGGGAUAUCCAGAAAAAGCCUAAAACUUUAGCAAAAGUGCAAGAGCUUAAUCUCUGUUAUGUGGUUAAAAGUAGGUCUGCAAAUUGAGAGGGGGGCAUAAUCUCUACAGUCUUUGUGUACAGUUAGUUCUAUAAAAGGCAAAAGAGAAACUACAGUGAAACUAGGUAAAAGAAAACAGGGGAGAGAGUUAAAAAUAUUUGAGAGUGGGUUAAAAGUAGGAGUCUUUGGAUGUUGUUUUUGUUGUGUGGCAUUUUGUACACGGUUGCUUCCUGCAGACUACUUACUGACUCAAAUCAAUGAAUGAAAGUGCCCAUGUUUUUUA